Penicillium cosmopolitanum is the source of this 1032-nucleotide messenger RNA. RefSeq names its product fungal specific transcription factor domain-containing protein. The record is from RefSeq and is a predicted model, not a curated record. NCBI's taxonomy places the organism in Eukaryota, Fungi, Ascomycota, Eurotiomycetes, Eurotiales, Aspergillaceae. The transcript has a single exon. Bases 1 to 1032 code for a protein of 343 amino acids.
AUGGCAGUCAAGAAACCUCGCAACAUAAACGAUGCCGAUCUUGUCGAUAAUGGCUAUCGGACGGAAUUUCCACUCUCACAGUCAACCGAGAUGUCAUAUUUUCUUCAACGCAUCCGCAUGGCAGAAAUCGCACGGCGCACCGUCGACGAAAGCCAAACAGCCGUAGACUCCAGCGGACCAGAAGAUUCCACACAUCUCAUGAAACUAGACUUCCAACUCGACCAAUUCAUCCAUGAUAUUCCCUUCUUUUUCAAUCUCGAUAACUACGAAGACAAUCCAGAAUCAACAUCCGCUGGAAUCUUCGUUCACGCCUACCUACUCAACCUGGUCAUCCACACUCAGCGUUGCAAGCUUCAUCUCCGGUAUCUCACAUCCGGGCCUAAUAAAAGUCCAAUGUACGCUACGUCCCGGGAAAUAUGUCUCAAAUCCGCACGCCAGCUUAUCAGAGCUGAGUCCCAACUUGAACGCGCGCAGCAUCCAAUCGUACUAAUCCGGCUACGAUUAUCGGCGAUUCGAUACGGGGUGUUCCUAGCUUGUAUUGCAUUGUUGAUGGAUGCAUAUAUCAAUGGCUCGGGCUCACUUCAGGAUGAAAUAAAUCAUGGCGAUGUCGCCGAGGCCCUCCGAAUUCUCGAGGGUGCAAGAUCUCACUCCUGGGCUGCGCAGAACCUUUCCGAUUCUCUGAAUCAGGUACUUGCCAAAUACCGCGCCCAGAACCCAGAAUUUGAAAAUCAAUCUGUUCAGGAUAUCUCUACCCCUUUCACGCCAUCUGGUGCGCCUUAUGUCAGUUCUGCAACGGCCAUGGAAUCUAUGACCACCCAAUUGGCUCCGAGGUCUAGUCAGCCCCCUGUUGUGUCAACGGCAAUGGGGGGUGGGGGUAUGAUGCCCCCCAUUUCUAGUGGACAAUUACCGGGAUCUGUCGAACAGUCGCAGUUCGAUAGUCAGAUGGCUCAGAACCUCGAGGAGUUGAUCUUUUCGGAUGUGCUUCAGUGGGAUUAUUCGUUUCCGAGUGUUCAGUCGGCGUCUUUCUUUUGA